AGACACUGGUUUUGAAAAUGACAUCCUCGGGAGGGCUGGGGACUUUCCAGUGACACCCCCUCAUAAGGUCUGGGAGAGAGAGCAAAGACUCGUCCCCAUGGAGGGCAGCGGGGCUGUGGGAGAGCACUUCAAAAGAGAUGGUUCAACUUGGCAUUGAGUGGUGGGGUGGGGGGACAGGAGACCCCAGGGAGGGUGCGCAGAGGGAAGAGUGGCCAGGUGACCUGGGAUCACUGCAAGGAGACAGAGCUGGGGCCAGGCAGCCUGCAGGGUGGAGGAGCCUGCAGGGUGCGGGAGGGCAGGUGGGAGGAUAAGGCGUCCUUGGCCAGUGUCCCUUCCCAUGCCCUCUGCAGACGGCUGCUGCCCUUCAAGCGGGAUGAGGCUGCGGGACCCACAGGCACUGGCUGGGGUCAGGACGCCUGGCCUCGUUCCCACCAAUGGGCCGCAGGUCUCACCUGAACAGACCUCUGUCCCGCUGGCCUGGCUCCUCCGACUGUGGUGGCCUUGGACGCCCCACUCGAGCAUCCUCGGAGCCCAGCAAGGCCCAAGCCCAGGUCACCGUGCCCCUGACCCUCGCACGCCAGCCCCGGCAUCAAUUCUGGGCAAGCAAUUAUCUGGAUCAUCUUUAUGGGGCUUAAGCUCGGGUGGGAGCAGAUGGGGCAUGAGCUGGGGAUUUGGGGCUGGCGAGGGUGUCCGCUCCCCCCCACGUCCCGGUCAUUUAAAAGGCCCUCUCUGGCGCCGGGCCGGGGCAGAGGCCAGCAGAUAGGUGGACGGAGUCCAGGGACAAUGACGGACCAGGAGGACAAGGCAGAGGAGGAAGGCUCGGCCCCCUCGGCCGAGGCGGGCUCCCCAGAGGAAGAGGGCUUCUUCAACCUGCUGAGCCACGUGCAGGGCGACCGGAUGGAGGGACAGCGCUGCUCGCUGCAAGUCGGGCCAGGCCAGACCGCUGACAGUAAGCAGGGUGGCCCCACGCCCGAGAUGGACAGUCUCAUGGACAUGCUGGCCAGCACCCAGGGCCGUCGCAUGGAUGACCAGCGUGUAACAGUCAGCACCCUGCCGGGCUUCCAGCCCGUGGGUCCCAAGGACGGGGUGCAGAAACGAGCGGGGACCCUCAGCCCCCAACCCCUCCUCGCUCCUCAGGACCCGGCUGCUCUCAACUUCCGCCGUAACAGCAGCCCCCAGCCCCAGACGCAAGCCCCGUGAGGGCCUGAUUGGUCCUGGGCCCCAC
This is a messenger RNA of Tupaia belangeri chinensis (Chinese tree shrew), 1225 nucleotides long. It is a transcript of the gene PCP2, whose product is annotated as Purkinje cell protein 2. The coding region runs from base 625 to 1200 and encodes 191 amino acids. The record is from RefSeq and is a predicted model, not a curated record. Gene Ontology annotation, molecular function: protein binding; guanyl-nucleotide exchange factor activity. The transcript is spliced from 4 exons. NCBI's taxonomy places the organism in Eukaryota, Metazoa, Chordata, Mammalia, Scandentia, Tupaiidae.